AUGGAUAAUAUGUCAGUUAAGAGUCCACUCCUGAGAAUCCAGGGUUUUGAUAUCCCAGAGAACUUUGUGUACCCUUUGUUUUUCUUAAUGCUCUUGGUUUACGUCGCUCUUGUGACCUCCAACACUGGGGUUCUCCUUCUCAUUAUCUCAGAGAAAAGCCUGCAGCAGCCCAUGUACGUUCUAUUUUGCAACCUCUCUGUUAAUGAUCUGCUUGGAAACACCGUCUUAAUCCCACGCUUGAUGUUAGACAUCAUAUCUUCUGAAAGGCAAAUCUCCUACAAUGAAUGUGUCCUUCAAGCAUUCUGCAGCCAUACAUAUGGUUCAGCUUCUCACUUCAUACUUAUCAUAAUGGCCUUUGACAGAUACGUGGCUAUAAAUCACCCACUGAGGUAUGCUUCGGUGAUGACCACUGAUGCUGUGGUGAAACUAUCUGUCUCUGCCUGGGGACUUUCUCUCGUCUUAGUGUCCAUUCUGCUGGGCCUCACAGUUCGACUGUCUCGAUGCCACAGUCUCAUCCAGAAUGCGUACUGUGACAAUGCAGGCCUCUUCAAACUUUCCUGUGAAGAUGUGACCAUUAAUAAUAUUUACGGACUCUUUUUCACAGUGGUGUUGUUUGCCUGCUCCAUGGGCAGCAUCUGUGUCACAUAUCUUCAAAUAGCUGUCGUUUGCUGGAAUAAGAAAAACAAGGAUCUGAACACCAAAGCACUGCAGACAUGUGCAAGUCAUCUCGUCCUCUUCCUGGUCAUGUGGGCCACUGGGUUUCUCACCAUUAUCCUGCACCGUUUCCCAAACUACCCUGAUCUGCGAAAAGUGUCAUACAUUUUAUUUCAUGUUAUUCCUGCUAAUUUAAACCCCAUUAUUUAUGCAAUGCAAACAAAAUUACUACGGGAAAAAAUUUUGCAAAUGUUCAACAGGAAAGUGACAAACUUUUAA
This is a messenger RNA of Scleropages formosus (Asian bonytongue), 933 nucleotides long. RefSeq names its product olfactory receptor 52J3-like. The transcript has a single exon. The coding region runs from base 1 to 933 and encodes 310 amino acids. The record is from RefSeq and is a predicted model, not a curated record. Gene Ontology annotation, molecular function: olfactory receptor activity; odorant binding; G protein-coupled receptor activity. NCBI's taxonomy places the organism in Eukaryota, Metazoa, Chordata, Actinopteri, Osteoglossiformes, Osteoglossidae. Gene Ontology annotation, biological process: detection of chemical stimulus involved in sensory perception of smell; G protein-coupled receptor signaling pathway. Gene Ontology annotation, cellular component: membrane.